UAAAAGCCUCCAAGAAAUCACUAAUGUUUGUUUUAGGGCAACAUUGAUGGAGCAGAACAACCCUAGUUCAUCCAGAACUGACAGGAAGACUAUAGAGAAAAAUAGAAGAAAUCAUUUGAAGUCCCUCUACUCCAAGCUCCAUUCUCUUGUGCCUCAUCCACCCUCUAGGGAAGCAAUGCCGCUGCCGGAUCAACUAGAAGAAGCAGCAAACUAUAUCAAGAAGUUGGAAGAAGAAUUGGAGAAAAUGAAGGAGAAGAAAGAUAGCUUAAUGGGAGUUGAAAAGCCUAACAAUGCAACCACAACAAGUGUGGGGUUGAGAUCACCACAGAUUGAGAUCCAUGAAAAGGGUUCGGCUCUAGAGGUGGUUUUGAUAACUGGGUUGGAUUGUCAGUUCAUGUUCAAUGAGACGAUCCGUGUGCUUCAUGAGGAGGGAGCUGAGGUUGUUAAUGCCAACUUUUCUGUUGUUGAUGAUACAGUUUUCCACACAAUUCACUCCAAGGUUGGAGAGUCUUCUGGAAUGGAAUGUGGAGGAGCUUCGAGGAUAACUCAGAGGCUAAAGAAGUUUGUUUAUGAUGCUAGUUCUUUUUGAAAGUGUUACAAGGACUUAAAGUGGACUCGUGGCGUAGCAGUGACUCAAUUGCAUGGACCUCUAGGGCAUUUAUUUAAUAUGUUUUAGGUUGCUUUGUCGAGUUUUGUGCAUACAUUGUGGUUGGGUUUUAUUUAGAAUUAUUUUAUUUUGUGGGCGGUUU
This is a messenger RNA of Camellia sinensis, 749 nucleotides long. Its product is annotated as basic helix-loop-helix (bHLH) DNA-binding superfamily protein. Lineage: Eukaryota; Viridiplantae; Streptophyta; Magnoliopsida; Ericales; Theaceae. Gene Ontology annotation, molecular function: protein dimerization activity; DNA-binding transcription factor activity, RNA polymerase II-specific; RNA polymerase II transcription regulatory region sequence-specific DNA binding. Gene Ontology annotation, cellular component: RNA polymerase II transcription regulator complex. The record is from RefSeq and is a predicted model, not a curated record. Gene Ontology annotation, biological process: regulation of transcription by RNA polymerase II.